Molecule: messenger RNA, 1880 nt
Organism: Triticum aestivum (bread wheat)
Lineage: Eukaryota; Viridiplantae; Streptophyta; Magnoliopsida; Poales; Poaceae
Product: AAA-ATPase At2g46620
Exons: 1
Coding region: 128-1669 (513 amino acids)
Molecular function (GO): ATP binding; ATP hydrolysis activity
Source: RefSeq, a predicted model, not a curated record
CCCAUCCCCAUCCCAUCCACCACCUCUUAAAACCUCGGCCGCCCACCCCCCACAUCUCGCCAGCCAAAACCGACUCCGCACCGGCACGUACCGACAUCAACGCGGGCGCGCUCCCUUGCUCCGGGCAAUGGCCCUCCUCCUCCUCCUCGCCUACGCCGCGCUCGCCGUGGCGGCGCUCUCGCACAGGUCCGCGCUCCACGCGCUGCGCCGCCUGUGGCGCUGGGCCGACGACCAAACGCAGGCGUACCAGCUCCACCAGGUGCCGCGCAGGCUCCCUGGUGCUGAGGGAGUCCACCGGGAGAACCCGCUGUUCCUCAAGGCCGCGGCGUACGUCUCCUCGCUGCCGUCGCUCGAGGACGCCGACGCCGUCUCCGUGCUCUCCUCCUCCGCCAACAAGACCCACGGCGGCUUCUCGCUCCGCCUCGGCCCCGGCCACACCGCGCGCGACGCCUUCCUCGGCGCGCGCCUCGCGUGGACCUGCCUGGCCCGCGAGGACGGCGAGGAAGCGCUCGUGCUGCGCGUGCGCCGGCACGACCGGGCCCGCGUGCUCCGGCCCUACCUGCAGCACGUCGAGUCCGUGGCCGACGACAUGGAGCUACGAAGGCGGGAGUUGAGGCUCUUCGUCAACGUGCGCGGCGGCGUCGACGGGGCGCCGAGGUGGGCGUCGGCGCCGUUCGCGCACCCUGCCACGCUCGACGCGGUGGCCAUGGACCCGGACCUCAAGGCGCGCGUCCGCGCUGACCUGGAGAGCUUCGCCAAGGGCCGCGCCUACUAUCACCGGCUCGGCCGCGUCUGGCGCCGGAGCUACCUGCUCCACGGCCCGCCCGGCACCGGCAAGUCCACCUUCGCGGCGGCCAUGGCGCGCUUCCUCGGCUACGACGUGUACGACGUGGACCUGUCCCGCGCCGACGUCGACCUCCGCGCGCUGCUCAUGCAUACCACCCCGCGCUCCCUCAUCCUCCUCGAGGACCUCGACCGCCACCUGCAGCUCCAAGACCACGGCGCGGAGGCGCGGGUGCUGAGCUUCAUGGACGGCGUGGCCUCGUGCUGCGGCGAGGAGCGGGUGAUGGUGUUCACCAUGCGGGGCGUCGCGCCCUUGCCCGCGGCGGUGGCGCGGCCGGGGCGGCUGGACGUGCACGUCCGGUUCACGCUCUGCGACUUCGAGGCCUUCAAGGCGCUGGCCGGCAGCUACCUAGGGCUGACAGACCACAAGCUGUUCCCGCAGGUGGAGGAGGGGUUCCAAGCCGCCGGCGAGCGUCGCCCCAGCCCCGCCGAGCUUGGCGAGAUCAUGCUCGCCAACCGCGCGUCCUCGAGCCGCGCGCUCCGCACCGUCAUCACGAGGCUCCAGCACGAGCGCGCGUCGGAAGGCUCGGCCGCGCCGACAACGGCGCCGCCGCGGAUGCCGCACAGAAGGAUCACGAGCUGGUCCGGGGCCGGGCAGUGGGACGGCGGGGCGGAGGAGGAUGCGGGGACGACGGCGUGCGCGGGCGGCGGGGUGUUGGGCAAGGACGCGGCGCCGAUGCGGGAGCUGAAGAAGCUGUACGGGCUGAUCAAGACGAGGAGCCGGAAGGAUGGCCCCGGGGUCGCGCCGUCGGAGGAAGGCGAGGCGACGGCGGCGGUGAGCGGACGCUGGUCCGGGUCCGGCAGCAACCACGGCAUGGAGCGGUGAAUUUUGGGUAGCCGGCGGCGGUAGAGCACGUGGUCGUAGCACAGUGUGGAGGAGUAGUCCUUUUGAGCAGAGUAGCUACAAAAGAGUAGAAAGCUUUUCUUUAGGGUAGAAAGUUGAAAACUGCCCUGAAGCUACAAAAAAUUCCAAACAGCAUUUUGUUAACGUCCAAGAGAUGCUUUUUUAUAGGCGUGUCAAAGUAAAAGUUUGAACA